This is a messenger RNA of Raphanus sativus (radish), 2541 nucleotides long. Its product is annotated as beta-1,6-galactosyltransferase GALT29A. The transcript has a single exon. The record is from RefSeq and is a predicted model, not a curated record. Bases 1186 to 2394 code for a protein of 402 amino acids. NCBI's taxonomy places the organism in Eukaryota, Viridiplantae, Streptophyta, Magnoliopsida, Brassicales, Brassicaceae. Gene Ontology annotation, molecular function: sialyltransferase activity.
UCAAUGCAAACUUUUCAUAAACUAAACCCAAAACACUAAUCACUAAAUCCUAAAAUGAAAUAUAAACCUUAAUCUAAAUAUCAAAAUAUGCACAUAGUAUAUAAUAUGAAGCAUUAUCAAAAUAGAAUAGUAACAAGCGAAAUAACAUAGUAUAUAUUACUUUUUAAAUUUUAAAAUGUCCAUGAUUGCAAAGAAUGAGGUUAUGCUUAUCCCAAAAUUAUCUCAAAUCUUUCGUUAAACUAUAUCCAAAACACUAACCACUAAACCAUAAAAAAAAAUAUAAAGCCUAACCUAAAUAUCAGAAUAUGCACAUAGUGCAUAAUAUAAAAUAUUAUCAAAAUAGAAUAGUAAUAAACGAAAUAACAUAGUACAUGUUAUUCAAAUAACAUAGUACAACCGAAAACUUACAUGACAAAUGAGGGCGACUUAACCGCGUAAUGCCAUCACGAUCUGUAGAUUUCAGAAGCAGAGACGACAUAUGUAGUAAAGAUUAUGGAUCUGAGUUGGUAGUGAUGGCUAUGUCUAUGGUAGCUCAAUGCUGAAUGUGAAUAUGAAUGAGAUGAUAAUAAUUAUGAAAAAAUGAGAUAUUGAUUAUAGAAAAAAAUAUUGACUAAAGACAAAAUAAAUACAAAACACAGAUUAUAAUUUGUGAUGAGAGUGACAGAAGAUAAGGCGGUGGAGAUAGAAGAAGAAUGGUGGUAGAUGAUAAUCGAAGAAGAAGAAAAAUAUGUUUUCUCUUUCUUUAACCGGUAAACAAAAGGGUAAUAUAGUAUAUAUUUCAUAAAUAAUGAAGGUACUUUAUUUUUUGGUUAUACAGUUAAUUAUGAAUUGUUUUGUAGCUAUACAGCCCAAUUUCCCUUUAUUUUAUUAAUUGAAAACAAAAUAACAUGCUACCCACACACACACACUCUUUAUCUCUCUACUCUAGCUCCAAAGCGUAAGGGGGACACAACAUGGGUGCUGCGUCAUCUACCAGAAAAAGAAAAGAUUAAUUUAAUCUAAUGUCAGUUGAGUUGAAUCGUCGACGGAUCUAACCUCCUUCUCCAGAUCUCCAUUUUAGUAGGCGUGCCAAAUCUCUGUCACACCUUACUUUAUUAAGCAACAAACCAAUGUUGACUUCACCUUCACAUUCUCGAUAAUGGAGUCAACCAUUGCAGAUUCGAUUUAACAUCUAGCUAGAUCCCGAUGAAACGAUCCGUCCGGCCUCUCUUCAGCGCCCUCCUCUUCUGCUUCCUCGCCGCGACGCUCAUCUGCAGAGUCGCGAUCCGCCGGAGAAGCUUCUCCUUCAGCUCGGCGAUAGCCGAGCUCGGCAGCACGUCGGGAUUCGUGACCGCCGAGGAGGUCGUGUUCAACGAGACGCUGCUCGAGUUCGCCGCCGUCGAUCCCGGAGAGCCGAAGUUCAGCCAGGAGGUCGAUCUGAUCUCCGAUUACGAUAACACUCGGAGAAGCCACCGCCGCUACUUCAGCUCGAUCGACACCCCCCGCCGCCGCGGCGGUGGAAGCAGCAGAAGAUACGUCCCUUCAAAGUUUCCGGUAACGACGCUUCGCUCCUCCCUUCAGGUCUCUCGUUACUGGUCAGAGUUUAGAAGAAACCUUAGGCUAUGGACUCGUACCAGAAAAGCUUACGAGCCUCACAUAAUGCUAGAUCUGAUCCAACUAGUCAAGAACCGGAUCGAUUCUAAACAAAACGGCGUCGUUUCGCUCUCUAGAAGAUACUCGUCUUGUGCGGUGGUUGGUAACAGUGGUACAUUGCUGACUAGCCACUACGGUGACCUCAUUGAUAAACACGAGAUAGUGAUCCGUCUCAACAACGCGAAAACGCAGCGUUUUGAGAACAAGGUCGGAUCCAAAACGAGCGUAUCUUUCAUAAACAGCAACAUUCUCCACCAAUGCGCGAGGAGAGAGCGUUGCCACUGCCAUCCUUACGGAGAAACAGUCCCCAUCGUCAUGUACAUCUGCCAGCCGAUUCAUUUAUUGGACUACACCGUCUGCAAACCCUCUCAUCCCUCUCCUCUGGUCAUCACGGACCCGAGAUUCGACGUCCUGUGCGCUAGGAUCGUGAAGUACUACUCUGUCAAGAAGUUCUUGGAAGAGAGUAAGAGAGCGGGAGGGUUUGGGGAUUGGAGUAAAAGUCACGAAGGUUCUUUGUUUCAUUACUCGUCGGGUAUGCAGGCGGUGAUGCUCGCGGUGGGGGUCUGUGAGAGAGUUAGCGUAUUCGGGUUCGGGAAGUCGAAUUCGACCAAGCAUCAUUACCAUACGAAUCAGAAAACAGAGCUGAAGCUUCAUGACUAUGAAGCGGAGUACAGAUUGUAUCACGACCUGGAGAACAAUCCCAGGGCGAUUCCUUUCUUGCCGAAAGCAUUCAAGAUCCCUUCGGUGAAAGUUUACCAUUGAGUAUAGUGUAUAACCGUUGAAAGAAGUUUUGUCAGAGAGAAGCUUGUGCUCUGUCACUUUAGGGUACGAGUGUUCUAUACAAUUUGGAUUUGUCAUGUCACACAUAUUGAUGAAAAUGUAUGGUAAAUUUUAGAAGAUAUUCUUACA